Messenger RNA from Epinephelus fuscoguttatus (brown-marbled grouper), 960 nucleotides. RefSeq lists its product as uncharacterized. The transcript has 5 exons. The coding region runs from base 26 to 913 and encodes 295 amino acids. Lineage: Eukaryota; Metazoa; Chordata; Actinopteri; Perciformes; Serranidae. The record is from RefSeq and is a predicted model, not a curated record. Gene Ontology annotation, biological process: immune response; immunoglobulin production.
CAGCCACUGACACGCCGGCAGCACAAUGAUGAUGAUGUCACUGAUUCUACUGCUGGCCACCCUGGGGCUCCUUGUUCAGGAUUCAUCAGGAGAAAUCAUCCUGACUCAGUCUCCUGGAUCUCAGUCUGUUGCUCCAGGACAAACUGUCUCCAUCACGUGUUCAGCCAGUUCAGGUGUUGAAGGAAGUGGCAAGAAAUGGCUCCAGUGGUACCUUCAGAAACCUGGAGAAGCUCCCAAACUCCUGAUUUAUCUAGCUACAGGCCGUCAGUCUGGAGUUUCAGAUCGCUUUAGUGGAAGUGGAUCUGCAACUGACUUCACUCUGACCAUCAGAGGAGUUCAGGCUGAAGAUUCAGGAGUUUACUACUGUCAGCAGAGUUACAGCUACCCGUUCACACAUGUCUCUGAGAGCGGAGUCUGGGAGCCCUGGGUGGCCUCACAGGUCACAGAGCCCACCUUCCCCCACUGGUCUGCAGGGAGCCUCAGGCUGUCCUUCAUGACAACAGAAGCCACAGAAAUCCUCCUCUUCAUCAAAAACAUGACUUUGACCUCCGUCCUCAUCUGGACUCUCCUCUGCUGCUGCUUCACAGAGUCCAGAGGUCAGGUCACAGUGACUCAGCCUGGAGCAGUGAGCUCUGCUCUGGGAGGCUCCGUCACCAUCAGCUGUAGGACCAGUCAGAGCGUUCCUUGCUCACCCGCGUGUUUAGCCUGGUACCAACAGAGAGAUGGAGAAACUCCUAAACUGCGCAUUUACCGCACUAGCAGUCGCAAUUCAGGGACACCAGGUCGUUUUUCAGGCAGUGGAUCAAACUCUGACUUCACUCUGACCAUCAGUGGAGUUCAGGCUGAAGAUGCAGCAGUUUACUACUGUCAGAGUGUACAUGAGAUCAACAGUCAGCAUGUGUUCACACAGUGAAAAAGUGUCGUACAAAAACCUCCCUCAGUUAGACUGAACAGAAACUG